AUGAAUAAUAAAGGACAAUUUAAUCGAGGGAGAGGACAAGGAAGAAGGAAUGAUGGACGGUUUAGGAAUGGCCCAGAUGUGUGUUACACUUGUGGUGGUACAGACCAUUUUUCUAGAAGUUGUCCUUAUAGUCAGGGAAGGAAGGCUCCUGAUUAUAUUACUUGCUUCUCGUGUGGUGAGAAAGGGCAUUAUGCCAACAGUUUCCCCCAUAAGAGACAGGUUACACUUCCAACACCACCCACUAGACUAUCAAUUGAACCAGCCCCGAAGCGCCUGGCAGUUGCAAAGCAAGUGAAUGCUUUAGAGUUAGGAAAUCCCGAACCACAACAGCCCCAUCAGGGCCUGAUCACAGGAACAUUGUGUGUUGGUGGAGUUUAUGUGCAUGUUCUCUUCGACUCGGGUGCCACACAUAGUUUUGUGAUACCUAAGGUAGUGUCGAGUUUUAAGGGAAUCCUUGGGAACCAUAACCUUCAUGCCGAUAGUUAUGUACUUGGGAUUCCAAUCCAUGUGGGAUCAAUGGUAUAUCCGGCAGACCUUCUAGUUGUUCCUUUAGGACAACACGAAGUGAUUUUGGGAAUGGACUGGCUGUCGAGAUACUAUGCGCAGUUGGAUUGUGGUCGAGGAAGAAUUACACUUGAAGAAAGUGGACAACCAUCAACGACAUACUAUGGGAUAUGUCCAAGUUCUGGAGUAUCGCUUGUUUCUGCUUUAAGAGUUAAGAAGGAUUUGAUCAAGGGCGAAGUAUAUUUGGUAACUUUGACUACCCUUGGAGGAGACUUGAAAGAAGGGACGCAGUUGGAAGAGAUACCAAUAGUAAAAGAAUACCAGGAUGUAUUCAAGCCAUUGGAAGGAUUGCCCCCACCAUGA
Messenger RNA from Brassica napus (rape), 867 nucleotides. RefSeq lists its product as uncharacterized. The transcript has 2 exons. The record is from RefSeq and is a predicted model, not a curated record. The coding region runs from base 1 to 867 and encodes 288 amino acids. Gene Ontology annotation, molecular function: zinc ion binding; nucleic acid binding. NCBI's taxonomy places the organism in Eukaryota, Viridiplantae, Streptophyta, Magnoliopsida, Brassicales, Brassicaceae.